Messenger RNA from Tetrahymena thermophila SB210, 516 nucleotides. RefSeq names its product cytochrome b5-like heme/steroid-binding domain protein. NCBI's taxonomy places the organism in Eukaryota, Ciliophora, Oligohymenophorea, Hymenostomatida, Tetrahymenidae. The transcript is spliced from 3 exons. The record is from RefSeq and is a predicted model, not a curated record. Gene Ontology annotation, cellular component: endomembrane system; membrane.
AUGGAGCACAUAUUUGAAUCUUUUAAUGCAACUUGGAUUGCUUAUGCAAUAGCAGCAGUUGUGAUUAUUUGGUAGGUUUAUGAUUUCUUUAACCCUAAAAAACCUACUCCAAAUGCAUAACCUGAAAUCUACUAAAGAUUGGAAGAGAUUAAGCGUUAAAGAAGAGAAAGAAAUGAAAAAGGUGUUUUCAAUUAUAAAGACUUAACAAAAUAUAAUGGUUUUAAUAACCCCUAAUUGUACAUAGCAAUAAAAAACGAUGUUUUCGACGUUUCUAAUUCAACUGAUUUUUAAGAAGGUGGCCCUUACUAACCUUUAGUUGGUAAUGAAGUAUCUGUUAAUUUUGCAAAAUGUGUAGGAGACCCAGAAUAUUUCUUUAAAUAUGGAGAAGUAGAAUUAACCGAAGAAGAAACUAAGCAAUUAGAAGCAACAUAUGCUGCAUUUAAGGCUAAUUAUAAAAAAGUUGGAACACUUUAUAAAAAUUUACCCAUGUCUGAUAACGACAAAAAGCACAUAUGA